AAGGAUAGCAGUUGACAGCUCGCAGGCUAAAAAGGAAGGCUUCUGUUCAAGUGCCAAGUUUAACAACCAGGUUAGAAAUCACAUCCAAUCGAUUUGCUAAACGUUCUGUAAGCGCCCUGAACUGUUACGGAGGCCUUUCUUUUUAAGGUUAUUGCAACAACCGGUGCUACAUUAGCAUUAGCUUCAGUGGUAGCUAACGCCUUGCUAGCCGCCGAACAAUAACAGCUCGCUGGCACGUCGCGUCAACAAGUCGCCUGCUUUGCUACAACCUUAAAUUGUGGGACAAUGACAUCCAGGAAGAAAGUUCUUCUGAAGGUCAUCAUCCUGGGGGAUUCAGGAGUUGGAAAAACCUCCCUCAUGAACCAGUAUGUCAACAAGAAGUUUAGCAACCAGUACAAAGCCACAAUAGGAGCAGACUUCCUGACCAAGGAGGUGAUGGUGGAUGACCGACUUGUUACAAUGCAGAUCUGGGACACAGCCGGCCAGGAGAGGUUCCAGUCUUUGGGCGUCGCCUUCUACCGAGGAGCAGACUGCUGCGUGCUGGUGUUUGAUGUGACCGCGCCCAAUACCUUCAAGACCUUGGACAGCUGGAGGGACGAGUUUUUGAUUCAGGCCAGUCCCAGAGACCCAGAGAACUUCCCGUUCGUGGUGCUUGGCAAUAAGAUCGACUUGGAAAAUAGACAGGUCACCACCAAAAGGGCCCAGGCCUGGUGUCAGAGUAAGAACAACAUUCCGUACUUCGAGACCAGUGCCAAGGAAGCCAUCAACGUAGAACAAGCAUUCCAGACGAUUGCUCGCAACGCCCUCAAACAGGAGACGGAGGUGGAGCUGUAUAAUGAAUUCCCAGAGCCCAUCAAACUGGAUAGGAAUGACAGAGCUAAACAGUCGGCAGAGAGCUGCAGCUGCUAAGAGACAACUGGGACCAUCUUCUCUCAUGGCUAACUGAUUCUCCCACUCAUCUGUUCACCUCGCUCCCAGGGAAAGUGCUUUCUUGCCGGUCUUCCUUCUUCACGCCAAUCAUGAUUUCAUCCACACGCACACACAUGCGCGCGCAUCACACUGCACACGGAUACGACCCCCGAGUCACUUAGUGCACCGCUGAACCCACUAAUGUAAAACGAAACAUAAAACAAAGCGUGAGCCCAAAGAUCACUCAGGAGAAGACCCACGUCCCCUCUGACUUGGUUGUGAGUGAUCUUCUGUCUGACUGUCGAGCUGAGGAGGCGACAUGUUCAAAGAGUGCAGUUGGGAACUGGAGCUGGAUUUGUCGAUGCUCUGAAUCCAUGUUGGCCAAGUUCAGCAUCCCAAUUAACCCUUUUCUGUUGUAUUGUUUUUCUCUCUGUCCAAAAUUUCUAAGUGUAAUCCAUUCUAACUAUAUAUAUAUAUAGAUAUAUAUAUACGCACACACCUAUAUUUUAAUUGGCUGAUGUUUUCUCUGUAGCCAAUCUGAAACCUUGUUUUUGUUGUUGUUGCACUUUUUUUCUUACUUUUUUGCCUUUGAGUGUUACCGCAGAAAGGGGUGACUGACUUUGGGCAACAUCUGCUACUACAUGCCUUCUACUGAGCAGACAAAUCUCCACUCAACCUGGAAUUCCUUCAAGAAUUGAACACUCUUGAUUGUAUAUUGCCUUUCCCUUCAAGGAUGUGUGUGUUUAAACUGCCUCACACUGCUGAAGAAACAUCGCCGUAUAGACUAGAGCAAAAUCCGGAUUCAGUUCUUGACGUGAAACAAAAAGGAAUUACCAUCUAACUAUCUGCCUUUCAUGUAUCAUGACUUGUUCUGCUUCUCUUUCUGCUGUGUGUUCUGUCCUUCAUCUGACCUCUUCUGUGCUUCUAAACCUACGAUAUGCACCGCCAUCACACCUGCCAUCUGUCUUUGUUAUCGCUCUUCUCUCUAUCUGCUUGUAGCUCAGGUUGGCUAAGUACUUAAUAUUUUUAAUGACUUGUGUAUUACAGUGUAUAGAUGGUAAAGGCGACUGGAUUGAACUGAAAUGGAUGUUCUGUUUUUCCAUUCGAUCAAAGGAUCCAACUUUUUUGCCUCUGUAUUAUUCCUUCUCCUUAUAGAAAAUCACUGCAAUGCCAAUAAUGUUGUGACUGGAAAUUGGGACAUCAAAUAAUAAAAAAAAUCUUGAAUA
Synchiropus splendidus (mandarinfish) is the source of this 2135-nucleotide messenger RNA. Its product is annotated as ras-related protein rab7-like. Gene Ontology annotation, biological process: endosome to lysosome transport; phagosome-lysosome fusion. The record is from RefSeq and is a predicted model, not a curated record. Lineage: Eukaryota; Metazoa; Chordata; Actinopteri; Syngnathiformes; Callionymidae. Gene Ontology annotation, cellular component: phagocytic vesicle; lysosome; late endosome. Gene Ontology annotation, molecular function: GTP binding; GTPase activity. The transcript has 6 exons. Bases 286 to 909 code for a protein of 207 amino acids.